Messenger RNA from Glarea lozoyensis ATCC 20868, 768 nucleotides. RefSeq lists its product as uncharacterized. The coding region runs from base 1 to 768 and encodes 255 amino acids. NCBI's taxonomy places the organism in Eukaryota, Fungi, Ascomycota, Leotiomycetes, Helotiales, Helotiaceae. The transcript is spliced from 3 exons. The record is from RefSeq and is a predicted model, not a curated record.
AUGCUAUCACAUUCGUUCUACUUCCUUCUACUCAGCGCCGUCGCUUUCACCCAUGCAAAACCACCAAAGAAAACAGAAAUUUACAACGCCGUUUCUCCACCCCAAGCAUUAGGAAACAGCAGUGUCGUUUUCGCAGGAAGACAUACGCCCCCAAAACUCGAUGAUCUACCAAAAGAUGCUUGGAAGAAGAUGAACCAGACGUGUGCUACUUUAGACUACACCUUGAUUUUAGACGAGAUGAUCUUGGGAGGAGAUCCGAAUUGCAAGAGCGUGGAAUUGGGAGCGAAAAAAGAGGGUGAAAAGGGAGUCGCGAGGUUGGAAGUUUGUAAUUGGGAUGUUUGUGGGAAAGUCAACAUUACAUCUCUCUCUCCAUUCUGUCACGCCCUCGCCCGACCCUUCGAAGGAAUCGGAAGGAAACCAUACACGGAAUCCUGGAAGCUCGACCACAACCCCUCGGCAACAGUAAACAUCCGUAUCGACAACACAAUUUCCGAGAUCCCGCAGAUCCUCGACUUCAAGCCGAAGUGUAAUGGUUUCGAGAUUCCGGAAGAUGGGACGUUAGAUAAGGAGAAGAAACAUGAGGAUAAUUCGUGGGUGAGGGGGGCGAAAAAGAUGUUGAGACCCUAUGUGCCGGGGAGAUGUCAGAUGGAGAAGGAGUGUAAAAUUAUCAGACUAGAGGGAUUGGCAGGCUUUGAGGUGAUCGAAGAGACGAUGGUGGAUGAGGUGAUGUUGGAGGAUUUCGAGUGGGAUUUGCAGCUGUUUGGAUAA